Messenger RNA from Tetranychus urticae (two-spotted spider mite), 513 nucleotides. Its product is annotated as immediate early response 3-interacting protein 1. Gene Ontology annotation, biological process: endoplasmic reticulum to Golgi vesicle-mediated transport. Gene Ontology annotation, cellular component: COPII-coated ER to Golgi transport vesicle; endoplasmic reticulum membrane; Golgi membrane. The record is from RefSeq and is a predicted model, not a curated record. NCBI's taxonomy places the organism in Eukaryota, Metazoa, Arthropoda, Arachnida, Trombidiformes, Tetranychidae.
AUUGUUUACAUGCCAACCAAUAUCAAUUCAACUGAUCCAAAAUAAUCUCUGGUCUUGUUUUAAUUUAUUUUGAGUAAACUGAGUUAUUAAUUUUAAAAUUACUGUUAAUAAUUCUGUAGUUUUUUCUAGUAAUUAUGGCUAUCACCUUGUAUAAUCUCUAUGAAUCUAUUUUAUUAGUUAUAAAUGCCGUAGCGAUCCUUCAUGAAGAAAGAUUUCUUAACAAAAUUGGCUGGGGGAGAAAUCAAAACAACCCUAUGAAUUUCAAUCAGCCUUAUGGUGUGCCUCCACCGCAACCAGGAGUUAAGGCCAACAUUUUAAACCUAAUACAUUCAAUUAGAACGGUCAUGAGAGUACCGCUGAUAUUUCUAAAUGUUGUCACCAUUUUGUUCAAACUUCUUGUUGGUUAAAAGCUGCUGAACUGCCCUAUGCUGAAUAUUAAAAAGUUUUGGAAAGAUUUAAUUUGUAAUACAUUUCUCAAUUAAAUUUCCUCUAGAAAAUUUUAAAUACUCAUGA